UCUGCAAUUCUUUCUACAAUGAAAGAUAAGAUGCAGGGAGUCAACCUGUCAACAGUAUCUGAAUUUGUUCUCGUAGGCCUUUCUGAUGUUCCAGCAGUCCGUUUUCCUCUCUUUGUGCUGUUUUUGAUCAUUUAUUUGGCCGCAAUGGCAGGCAACAUCACAAUCCUUGUUGCCACUAGCACAGACACCCGUCUGCACAACCCCAUGUACUUCUUCCUUGGCAACUUAUCCUUACUAGAUAUCUUAUGUCCCACUAUCACUGUGCCAAAGAUGCUGGAGGCCUUGUUGCUUGAGAACAAGGUGAUUUCAUUCACUGCCUGCAUGCUCCAGAUGUUCUUCCUCAUUGAUGUUGUAGGCACAGAGAUUUUUCUCUUGGCUGUGAUGGCGUAUGACCGUUACGUUGCAAUAUGUCAUCCGCUGCAGUACGUGAAUAUUGUGAGUAUGAAACUGUGUGCUCACCUAGCCAUUGGCACCUGGGUAGUAGGAUUUUUUAAUUCUCUGUUGCACACAUCUUUGAUUUUUACACUCCUUUUUUGUGAUUCUAAUGAAGUUGACCAAUAUUACUGUGAUAUUCCUCCUAUGCUGGCCCUCUCCUGCUUGCCUACUUACAGUAGGGAAGUAGUAAUUCUCAUAGUUGCUGGGGUCCUUGGAAGCAGUGCCUUUGUGGUCACUCUGAUCUCAUAUAUCUAUAUCUUGUUGUCUAUCCUGUACAUGAACUCGUCUGAGAGCAGGCACAAAGCUUUCUCCACUUGCGGGUCUCACUUGACAGUAGUAUGCCUCUUCUACGGGACCACCAUUUCCACAUAUGUACGGCCUUCCUCCACCUACUCACCUAAUCAGGAUAGGAUAGUUUCCAUGCUCUAUGGAAUCCUCACUCCCCUGCUAAACCCCAUAAUCUACAGUCUGAGGAACAAAGAAGUUAAAUGUGCCCUGAGAAGAGUGAUCAGCCGAGUAAGAACUGCUUUAACAAGACGAGAACAUCUCUGUCAGCCUCUGGCGUCCUCUGGAGCCCUAGCAAUUGGAUAG
Balearica regulorum gibbericeps (East African grey crowned-crane) is the source of this 1026-nucleotide messenger RNA. RefSeq names its product olfactory receptor 5F1. Lineage: Eukaryota; Metazoa; Chordata; Aves; Gruiformes; Gruidae. Gene Ontology annotation, biological process: G protein-coupled receptor signaling pathway. The record is from RefSeq and is a predicted model, not a curated record. Gene Ontology annotation, molecular function: olfactory receptor activity; G protein-coupled receptor activity. Gene Ontology annotation, cellular component: membrane.